Molecule: messenger RNA, 2898 nt
Organism: Neltuma alba
Lineage: Eukaryota; Viridiplantae; Streptophyta; Magnoliopsida; Fabales; Fabaceae
Product: probable receptor-like protein kinase At2g23200
Exons: 1
Coding region: 203-2686 (827 amino acids)
Biological process (GO): protein autophosphorylation
Cellular component (GO): plasma membrane; plasmodesma
Molecular function (GO): transmembrane receptor protein tyrosine kinase activity; ATP binding
Source: RefSeq, a predicted model, not a curated record
UCUUCCGAAAUUUCCACACGCACCUUUUAAAGAUACUUGCAUUUGAGUUCAUUAAUAGUUGACCACUCUCAGGUCUUCCACUUUAUGCAGCUUCCAUGUUCCUUCGACUCAUCUAUCCGUUCAUAGCUCCUUCAUCAUCACCUUCAAAUUAAACUCAACUUUAUUUAUCGCCGGAUUCUGGAAGUGCCCCCGCUUUGCUUUCAUGGAAGUUCUUUGUAUCUCCAUGUUUCGUUUCUUUUUCCUUCUUCAAUUCUCCUCCUUGGCUCUAGCCUACGCUGUUCCCGCUAAGUAUUUCAUCAAUUGCGGGUCCGAUUCCAGCGUAAACGACUCUCGUCAGGUUUUCUCUGGCGACCACUCUUCUGCUUCCGUUUGCUUUUUGAAGCACAGCUCCACCUUGAAGGAACUUAAUAAAUCGUCAACUACACCUUCCCUGUAUCAAACCGCGAGAAUCUUUCAUGGUCCAUCUGGUUACAAGUUCAAAAUCGGCGAAAAUGAAGGCGGGUAUUAUGUGGUACGUCUCCAUUUCUAUGCUUUCUCGUCUCCAGAAAAUCUAUCUAGGGCUCGAUUCAAUGUUUGGAGUGCGGGAUUUUUGUUGUUGGGUAAUUUCAGCGCCGAAAAUCAAACAAACUCUCCUAUAGUAAAAGAGUUUUAUCUGAACAUCGGUAGCUGCAUGAGCUUGCGAAUCGAUUUUUUCCCCGUGGAAUCGAAAUUCGCAUUUGUAAACGCCAUAGAACUGUUUCGCCUCCCCGAUAAUUUUAUCCCCAAUAUGACAACACAUGUUACUAGCAAAGGAAAUACCAGUGACUACAAGGGCAUUCUCUCCUCUGUGUUACGUAUGAGUUACAUGCUUGAUGUUGGUGGCUCUGAGGAAAACGAUAUCUUGCGGAGAAGAUGGACGAAAGAUGAUCAAUACACUAAAACAGGGAAGAAGUUAUCUCAAGUUGUUGGUAUUAAUUACGGAGGAGGAGAUAACGGUUCGGAAGAACAUGGUCUGGCUUCAAAUAAUGUUACAGCCCCAGAAAAUGUUUACCAGACAGCCAGAGCGAUGGCUUCAGCUUCAGGCAAUCGUGGUAGAUCUUUUAACAUAUCAUGGGCGCUUCGGGUGAAGAGGAAUGCUAGUUAUUUCAUUCGAGCUCACUUUUGUGACGUUAUCAGUAGUAGCCAAGGCCUUACAUACUUCAAUUUUUAUAUCUACAACUUCUUCAAUUGGUCGGUUCGUGCCGAUUUAUGGCCGCUUUCUGUUCCUUUUUAUCGUGAUUUUGUUGUCGAUUCUGAUGACUCUGGAAAAUUGAGCAUCAGCGUUGGGCCUGACGAAGCGUCUAUUGUUAAAAAUGCUUUCCUGAAUGGUCUUGAAGUGAUGGAAAUCAUUAAAACUCGAGCUCCUGCAGAGGCCAACUACGAAUGUAAGAAGAAUCAUAAGCAUCUCCUUCUAGACGUGGGGGUUGGAGCAUCGGCCCUGAUUUGCAUUACGGUUAUUGUUCUCUGUUUCAUCCGGAAAUAUGGGAAACCAAAGAUUAUUAGAACUCUGGAUUGGGCGCCACUUUCAGUUAAGGGAGGAGGAAGUUCCCACGGCAAAUGGGGAAGCAGCCAUGGCUCGUCUCUUGGUAACUUAAAACUGGGACUCAAGAUUUCUUUUAAGGAGAUUCAAUCUGCAACAAACAAUUUCCACAAAAAACGGAUUAUUGGGAAGGGUGGAUUUGGCAAUGUGUACAAGGGAAUUCUCGAGAAUGGUGUGAAAGUAGCUGUAAAGAGAAGUGAGCCAGGGUCAGGACAAGGAUUCCCAGAAUUUCAAACUGAGAUCACGGUCUUGUCCAGAAUUCGCCAUCGUCAUCUUGUGUCCUUAAUUGGGUAUUGUGACGAGAGGUCUGAGAUGAUACUGGUUUAUGAGUACAUGGAAAAAGGCACACUCAAAAAUCACUUGUACAAUGCAAAUCUCCCCAGCUUGCCUUGGAAACUGAGGCUCGAAAUCUGCAUUGGAGCAGCAAGAGGUCUGAAUUACCUUCAUAAAGGAGCAGCUGGCGGAAUCAUUCACCGUGAUGUGAAGUCCACCAACAUAUUGCUCGACGAAAACCAUGUUGCUAAAGUUGCUGAUUUUGGCCUUUCCAAGACAGGUCCUCUUGAUCAACAACCAUCUAUCACCACAGGUGUCAAAGGCACAUUUGGGUAUCUUGAUCCUGAGUAUUUCAGAACCCAACAGUUAACAGACAAAUCUGAUGUUUACUCAUUUGGGGUGGUUCUUCUCGAAGUGCUAUGUGCAAGACCAGCACUUGAUCCUACGCUUCCAUGGAACCAAGUGAACUUAGCUGAAUGGGGAAUGUUCUGCAAGCAAAGGGGGACACUGGACCAACUGAUAGAUCCGACGAUAAAGUACCAAAUAGAUCCAAACUCACUAAGAAAAUUCAGUGAGACAGUGGAAAAAUGUCUGCAGGACGAUGGGUGUGACAGGCCAACUAUGAGUGAUGUGUUGUGGGACUUGGAGUAUUCGCUCCAACUUCAGAGAGGUGCGAGACAGAGGAACUCACGAGAGGACACUUCAAGUGGGGCUACGGCAUCAAUUGAACUGUCCAACGUAAGGCGUCUUCCUACUCUGUCAACACAAGCAGACUCAGAAGUCAUGUCAAUUUUGAACGAUGAUAGUGCAGCCCAUUCUGUUUUCUCUCCGUCGCAUAUUGAUGGUUCCGGAUGAUCAAAUCUUAGCUUAAGCCUCUCAAAUUACAAUAAUUAUCGUUGGCUUCAGUUAAUUUCUCUUCCUUGCGAGUUUCUUUUUGGAAUUGUUAAUAUUCCAUACUCACUGAAAAGUGGGAUUAAGUGCUGGACGCAAUUGUAAGAUUGAUGACUAUUGUGCUGUCAAUAUUGGGAUUGAUCCACUGGCAUGUCAAAGCGGGGCGAGUUUGAAAG